Molecule: messenger RNA, 672 nt
Organism: Aureobasidium musti
Lineage: Eukaryota; Fungi; Ascomycota; Dothideomycetes; Dothideales; Saccotheciaceae
Source: the annotation of a GenBank genome assembly
AUGGAUCGCAAUCAGACAGCUCGAUCACCGCAAGCCGAGUCAAUCAUUGGACCUGCUCUCAAGAUUGGUGCUUUCUCUGGAGCAGCUGGUUUUGUUACUGGUAGUGUUGCUGGUGUCAUCAGAAAUUCUCCCGCUCUUCUGUUUGGUCUUGGCUCUGGCAUCCAGUGGUUCGGCUUGGGUACCACUUAUUGGGGCACAAGGAGCUUCAUCUUCCAAGCAUGGGACACUGGUAAGGGCUUGACCAAGAGCGACAAGGUCUCUGCUAGCACAAUCGCUGGUGGCGUGGCUGGCAGUGGCGUUGGUCUCCUCACCCGUACGUAUGACCCACUAUCUUUGUUCUCAACAUCAACUCACCGCCACAGGUNNGGUCCUCGCAAUGUCGUCCCAGGAGCUAUCAUGUUCUCACUCUUUGGUUUCCUUGGGCAGACCGUCUCCAACUCGUACGACAAGAAUGAUCUUCCAGCAUCUGAUGAACCUAAAAUGAACUUCUGGCAAAGGUUCGCCAGUCUGAAAUGGAUGCCUGUCACAGUUCUCAAGGAUGGCGAGUAUGAGGAUAUGCUGCGUGAGAGGCAACUCAAACUCGAAGCAGAGAUUGCUCUCGUUGAUGAGCGUAUCGAAGCCCUCAAGGCCCAGCAUGCCCAAGCUCUUUCCAAGGACAGUGGUGCUCCUUGA